This is a messenger RNA of Colletotrichum destructivum, 993 nucleotides long. RefSeq names its product Putative alcohol dehydrogenase, zinc-type, GroES-like superfamily, NAD(P)-binding domain superfamily. Gene Ontology annotation, molecular function: oxidoreductase activity; zinc ion binding. The transcript has a single exon. Bases 1 to 993 code for a protein of 330 amino acids. The record is from RefSeq and is a predicted model, not a curated record. Lineage: Eukaryota; Fungi; Ascomycota; Sordariomycetes; Glomerellales; Glomerellaceae.
AUGCAGGCAUUCCAAUACGAAUCUCCAGCGGCUGGCCUACAGCUCCGCCAUCUCCCGAUACCCGAGCCCGGGCCCGGUUGCGUCCAGAUACGCGUCAAGGCAGCAGGGCUAUGCCACUCGGACUGCCACCUCAUCAAAGGACACGACGCCGUGCUCGUCAAGAGACCCAUCACUCUGGGCCACGAAGUAUCGGGUAUCGUCACCAAGGCCGGUGCCGGCGUGGCGAAGUACCGGCCCGGCGACCGCGUUGCCGUAUCGCUCCUCGCUCACCCUCUCGACUUGGAAGACCGGAGUUGGGCGAUGGCCAUCGGACUCGGGUUCGACGGCGGCUACGCCGAGUACGCGGUCGCACCAGCGAGCCGAAUCGUCCGGAUCCCCGACGGCGUCGCCUUCUCCGAGGCCGCCAUCGCAACGGACGCCAUGGCGACGGCAUACCAUGCCGUGAUGAUUGAAGCCGGCGUGCGUUCGGGGACGACGGUUGGCAUCAUCGGCAUCGGCGGUCUCGGAAUGCACGGUCUCGGCUUUGCGUCACUCAGCGGCGCCAACGUGUACGGUGUCGACAUUGUCGAAUCCAAGUUCGCGCACGCCAGACGGCUCGGCGCUCGGGGGUGUUUCACGAGCCUCGAAGACGCCGGGGGGGACGUGGUCUUUGACGUUAUGGUCGACUUUGUCGGCGCGCAGGAGACCACGAGUUCGGCGCUCAAGCGCGUCAAGGAGGGAGGCAAGGUCGUCGUCGUCGGGCUGGCGGCGGGGAAACUAACCAUCUCGAGCACCGACCUGAUCGAACGCAGCAUCAGCCUGGUCGGGUCGUUUGGCGCCAGCGAAUCGGAUCUGAACAACGUCCUGGGGCUGCUGGCUAGGAAGGAAAUCGAGCCGCAGCUAGAAGAGAUUCCUUUCGCAAGUAUCCCGGCCGGGCUCGAUGCCUUGGACAAGGGAGAGGUCCAAGGGCGGCUCUGGGCGGACCCGAGCAAGCUCGAAAGAGGGAGGCUCUAG